This is a messenger RNA of Glycine soja, 580 nucleotides long. RefSeq lists its product as uncharacterized. The annotation marks the transcript as partial. Lineage: Eukaryota; Viridiplantae; Streptophyta; Magnoliopsida; Fabales; Fabaceae. The record is from RefSeq and is a predicted model, not a curated record. The transcript has a single exon.
AAAGAAAACAGCAUGGAGAUUUUCAACUUAAUAACAUUGGCUAUGACAAUAUUCCUAGCAUUAGUGCCAAAGAUGGAGAGUCAUAUAAGGACACCAGGUAUGCCUAUGCCGAAAACCCCUCGUCCACUUUGUGCAUCACAAUUUGCACUAGUGAACUAUGCCUGUUCGAGGUUGCCAUUCUCCCUCGGUGUUCCACCCGAUUCCCCGUCCACUCCUCCGUCCCCCAAUGACGAAGAGGGCCACAGAAACAACCACCACAAUGGCAGCCACAGACAUGGCCAUAGACAUGGACACAAACAUAGGAACCACCAGACAGCUGAUGAAGAUAAUUGUUGCCGGUGGGCUAAGGAAGUUGACAACCAAUGUGUGUGUGAACUUCUACUCCGCCUGCCACCCUUCCUUAUUAGACCUCUGCAUCAGUACACACUUAACGUUGGAGAAUCGUGUGAUAUCACUUACUCAUGCGGUGCACCAAUAUGAUUCUUUCUCAAACUUGCAUUUUCUAGCUAGUCUUAUUAUUAUUUAUUUGUUGCCAUCCUUAGAGGAUGGAUACUAUGGCUGGGUUAAUUGUUAUUAGUAU